UAUUUUCAUCUCAAGUUCGUCCAGAAAUUGAGUUCUUUCUCCGCCAUUAUGUUCCAAAUCUCUUCGUUGCUGGGAUUCGUUCUCCUUGCCCGACUCGCCAUCAGUGCUCCCGCAGCUAGUGAGUCUGCUGCUUCCUCUGCUGCUGCCAGUGUUUCCGCCUCCGAGUCGAGUACUGCCUCUGCUACUGAUACUGCCGCGUCGUCAACCGCGACUGUCCCAUUUGCGAGCUUGGAUCCUAAUGUGCCACUGUGGGACGAUCAAAGUGACCCCUCGGUAGUUUCUCCCGAACGUGGAAAGCUUGGGGCAUCGAUACUUGGACCAGACAACAUUCCGAUAGACCUACAAAACCCUGAUCUUCUGGCCCCUCCGUCCACGGAUUCUGGAUCUAUUUCAAACGCCAAAUGGCCGUUUGCUCUCAGCCACAACCGUUUGCAAACCGGUGGUUGGGCGCGUCAGGAGAACAUUGGCGUCAUGCCCAUUGCCACUCAAAUGGCCAGCGUCAACAUGCGACUGGAAGCGGGCGCAAUUCGGGAACUUCACUGGCACAAAACCUCAGAGUGGGCGUAUGUCUUGAAGGGUUCCACACAAAUUUCGGCUGUUGACGCUCAAGGGCGGAACUUUCUAGCCACCGUGGGUCCCGGAGAUCUGUGGUAUUUCCCGCCCGGAAUUCCCCACUCUCUUCAAGCCACUGCCGAUGACGAAGGCGGCUCUGAAUUUAUUCUGGUCUUCGAUGACGGAGCCUUCAGUGAAGAUUCCACAUUUUUGCUAACUGACUGGCUAGCACAUGUCCCGGCGGAAGUCAUUCAAAGGAAUUUUCAAGUUGACCCACAGGCAUUUGCGCACAUUCCAGCUCAAGAGCUUUACAUUUUCCCAAGUGCUCCACCACCUGAUGAUGCUACACCCCCUGAAAGUCCCCAGGGAACAGUUCCCGAUCCAUUUUCAUUUGCGCUGUCUCAAGUAAAUGCCACACAGCUAUCCGGCGGUUCGGUCAAGAUUGUGGACUCGACUAAUUUCAAAGCCUCUACUACAAUCGCCGUUGCUGAGGUUACUGUUAACCCUGGCGCAAUUCGGGAAUUACAUUGGCACCCGACUCAGGAUGAGUGGAGCCUGUUCCUUGAGGGCGAGGGGCGAGUGACGAUAUUCGCAUCUCAAGGCACAGCGAGGACGUUCAAUUAUCAGCCUGGAGAUAUCGGUUACGUUCCUGCGGCUAUGGGGCACUAUGUUGAAAAUACAGGCAACUCGACGUUAAAGUUCCUGGAAGUUUUCAACACAGACCGGUUUGAAGAUAUCAGUUUGAACCAAUGGCUGGCUCUUACUCCACCUGAUGUUGUCAAAGCCCACCUGGAUCUAGAUGAUGCUACUAUUGCGCAGCUUUCGAAGACUAAACCAGUCGUGAUGGGCCCUCAAAGCUCGUGAUUAUCUCCACAGUUUCUUCAUGGAACAUUCGCUAUGUUAUUUUUAUGUAGUGAAUUGGAUAUAGUCAAUAGGUAGUCAACGUUUUGAUAUGCUAUUUGCGGGAAAUAUUUUU
Desarmillaria tabescens is the source of this 1528-nucleotide messenger RNA. RefSeq names its product oxalate decarboxylase. Lineage: Eukaryota; Fungi; Basidiomycota; Agaricomycetes; Agaricales; Physalacriaceae. The transcript has 18 exons. The record is from RefSeq and is a predicted model, not a curated record. Gene Ontology annotation, biological process: oxalate metabolic process. Bases 49 to 1416 code for a protein of 455 amino acids. Gene Ontology annotation, cellular component: outer membrane-bounded periplasmic space.